CGCAGGAGAGGCAUGGCGGCGCCCCUCAGCCCCCCGCCGCCGCCGCCGCAGCCGCCGCCUCCUCCAGUCAGCGGCCGGGGCUGGGGGCGGGUUGUUAUGAGGAACAACAUGGAGACUGAUAUCUAAAUCACAGAAGUGCUGUACACAUAUAAAGACAAUCUACAAGGUGGAUGGAUUGUGACCAACUCAAAGGAGAGAAAGGACCAUCUGCCAAGUCUAAAGAAGCCAAUAGCAGCAAGCAUCAUCAUCAGUUAAGAUCAGCUUGUCAAUUUCUGCAGAAAACUAGGUGGGAUUUUGCUAGCAAUUGUGUUGAAUUUGUAGAGCACUUUGCGCAAACCCGCGUCAGCAUUUACUGCUGAGGGGCAGAGGAGGUGGCGGCCACGCCCACACCCGUGCCUGCAGCCUUUAGGCUCCGCCCCAGCCUCGCGCAGCGGAGCGAAUAAAGUGGAUGCCUGGGGCGUGAGGGUGCACCGGAUGAGGUAGCUCUCGCGGGAAGUUGAGUAGUUACCUUGGCAACGGCGUCGUGGUCUCCAAAGAUGGCAGGGCGAAGUCCUGGCCUCAGGAAACAGACCGCGUCAGGAACUCCGCUCCCGCCACGCAUUCAGCAAUCUACUACACCUCGACGGGACCUCCUCGCCAAGGAGGAAGAAUAUAAGCGUUUAAAUGCAGAAUUGGAGGCAAAAACAGCUGAUCUUGUUCGACAAGCUGAAGAAGUAAUAAGAGAUCAGCAAGAAGUACAAUCUAGGCCUAUUUCAACACAAAUUAAAUCAUAUGAAGUGGAAGAUGACUACAGUUUAAGAGGUCUGUUAUCAUCUGAAGGGACAGUUCAUCUACAUUCAGAAACUAAGCCAAAGACCAAAAAUGUGGAUCCAGUAAACAAGGUUCAAAACAAACUACACUCUGCAAAUCAAGCAAGGAAAACAAAUUCAAGUGUAAAAUUGAAAUACUCUGUACGAACUGCCAGUGAUGUUGCCACUCUGGAUGAUUUCUCAGACUUUUCUCUUGCAAAAACAGUUAGCAAAAUUGAAGGGCAACUAGAAGAAGAAGGCUUACCUGAUUAUAUAGAUGAUGAUAUUUUUUGUGGUGUUAGUAAAGACAUUGGCACAGAAGCUAAGAUCAGAUUUCUGAAGGCCAAACUCCGUGUUAUGCAGGAGGAAUUGGAUAAUAUUGUAUGUGAAUGCAACAAAAAGGAGGAUGAAAUUCAGGAUUUAAAAUCUCAAAUAAAAAAUUUUGGAGAAGAUUGUGUGAGACAGCAGCGAACAAUUAAUUUGCAACAGUCUCAAGCAGAAAAAUAUAAAAUUCUUUUCGAAGAAGCAAACAAAAAAUGUGAUGGAUUGCAGCAACAGCUGUCUUCAGUAGAAAGGGAAUUAGAAAAUAAAAGAAAACUACAAAAACAAGCUGCCACUAGUCAAAGUGCCACAGAAGUUCGCUUGAAUAGAGCUCUAGAAGAUGCAGAAAAGUAUAAAUUGGAGCUAAGUAAAUUAAGGCAAAAUAACAAGGAUAUAGCCAAUGAAGAACAGAAAAAAAUUGAAGCAUUAAAAUCAGAAAACAAGAAGCUAGAAAAACAAAAGGGAGAAUUAAUGAUAGGGUUCAAGAAACAAUUAAAAUUAAUUGACAUUUUAAAAAGGCAGAAGAUGCAUAUUGAAGCUGCCAAGAUGCUGUCUUUCACCGAAGAGGAAUUUAUGAAGGCACUUGAUUGGGGAAAUUCUUAAGUGAUCUACUCUAAUCAGUCUCUAGAACCAGCAGUGUGUGGUGGGUAUACGUAAUGUGUAAUGGUUUGAAUUAUUUGUACUAGUAAGUAAUAAAGAUAUUUGAUAAUGAAAUCAAAAGAAUUCCCUGUUUAUAUUGGGGGGAUACAACAUUGAUAUGUAAUUUAAAGAAAAUAUUUGGUAAAAUAAAGCAAUAGGAAUUUAACUUUUGAUUUUGCUGUCUUUCUUUUGACCUAGUAGCCCUUCCUCAGCUGCACUUGAAUAGAAAGUAUUUUAUGUUCUGGAGAUUUAGCUCUAGUUAGUUAAUUUAGUGUAUCUGAGAGGAAUUGUCUUUAGUAUCUUAUUGACAAUUAAGCACUUUGAAAAGUCUCACCUAUUACUUUUCUCCUCCUUUAUGGUAGACAGAAAAGGUGCUUUUUUAAAAAACAAAAAAGUGUUUUAAAAAAUAUUUACAUUUAAAAAAUUAAUGUUUAAAAACAUAUACCAUGUGAAUAUGGACUUAACUUUGGAUUAGUGUGCUAGGGUUGCCAUAAGGAAGUACCACAGACUGGGAGGCUUAAACAACAAACUUUCUCCCAGUUCUGGAGGCUGGAAGUCUGAAGUCGGGUGUCAGCAGGGUUGGCUUCUUCUGAAGCCUCUCUCAUUGGUUUUUGGAAGGCCAUCUGGCUCCCCCGUAUCAUCAUAUGUCAGAAAAAUAUGAUUUAAACCCAAAUUAAUUCUAAAUACCUAUUUCCCUGGCCAAAAAAUCAGGGAAGUAAAAUUCCUAAACACAGAACUGUAGCCUGAAUGGAAAUAUAGAAAAGUUCUGAACAGUAGGAGUGGUAUAGAGAAGUUAGUCUCCUGGGUUUAGCCUGUAUACCAGCGGUGCCAAAAAAAUGUAUAUACAUGACUUGUAUGCAUCUUUUGUUAUCGGUAUAUAUUGAAUAUUACAAUUUUAAUAAUUUUUUCCUUUUUUAAAAUGUGUAUACAUUUUUUUGGCACCCUCUCUAUAUUGCUAUAUAUGGAGUGUUAUAAUGUGGUGUUAUAAAACUCAGAUCCUCAAAUUAUUCAGUAAUUUUAAUUUUUAUCAGAAAGCAAAUGUUUUCUUAUAGAUAACUGUUUACAAAUGAUGAUACAGAGAUAUUUU
Messenger RNA from Hipposideros armiger (great roundleaf bat), 2835 nucleotides. It is a transcript of the gene TEX9, whose product is annotated as testis expressed 9. Bases 537 to 1712 code for a protein of 391 amino acids. The record is from RefSeq and is a predicted model, not a curated record. The transcript has 16 exons. NCBI's taxonomy places the organism in Eukaryota, Metazoa, Chordata, Mammalia, Chiroptera, Hipposideridae.